CUGGCCUUAGCCGUUGCAAAGUUUUACUGGGUUGGCUCUCUGCAACAGUCAUGGCUGACGCACCAAAUGCUCAAUCCCAAUGGGAAUUCGGCUGUGACCUUGAAGUGGAUUUUGGGUCUGAAGAGAAUGCUUCCAUAGUACAUGCCGCCUUAUCUGUUGAUAAGGAGUUGCAACCAGACAAGGUAAAGCGACUUAUGACAGUUUCUAAAGGAAAGCUUUCAGUGCACUUUGAGGCAACAGAAGCCAGAUUUCUUCGGGCAUCAUUCAGUGCUUUUGUAGAUGUGCUUACCCUAGCCACAAAAACAAUUGAAGAGUUUGGUCAAGGAAUGGAGUUGUGAUAUGUGCUUGACACUUGUUAGGCUCUUCAAAUGUUCUGUAAUAUUGUAACUCCAACUACUGUUACAUAUCUGCCUUCCCUAAAAAAUUUUUAUAGUUCAUCUGUACUUGUUAAUCCCAUUAUUAUAUUGGAUUUUUUUGAGAUUAGCAAACAGUGACACUGAUAGGACUUUAGAUACUGUUAGCAGGGCAUUGGUUAAUCUUGUUUUGUAAUUUUAUUUGUACUCUUGUUUUUAUUUUCUUAAA
This is a messenger RNA of Neltuma alba, 582 nucleotides long. RefSeq lists its product as uncharacterized. The transcript is spliced from 4 exons. Lineage: Eukaryota; Viridiplantae; Streptophyta; Magnoliopsida; Fabales; Fabaceae. Bases 51 to 338 code for a protein of 95 amino acids. Gene Ontology annotation, cellular component: EKC/KEOPS complex. The record is from RefSeq and is a predicted model, not a curated record.